GUUAUAGCCUGAAUGCUGUCAGUAUGCGAUUGAUAGCCGAGCUAGUAGGACGCUCGAUUGUAAACCACUGUCAUAAUUUACUGUUAUUAUUAUAAUAUGGAGGCUUUGGUAUUGUGUAUUGGAUAAAACAAAUUAGACUUAUCCAGGCUUGUGUUUAAUACAAGAAACAGAUCAUUCGGAUUAUCGUUGUCUAAACAUUUUGAAUAUUUUAACAUUCAUUUAAAAUAAAUCGACAGGAUUUAAUAUUUAAAGGAAAGGAGACUUAUAUUUUCUUUGAAAACGAAGUUUAAAACAAAACAAACAUGACUUGUGUUUUGUCAAUGCCCGCUUUGUAUACGAGACCGUAUACAGAUAGUGGUGCGACAAUCCAAAAUAAUGGAUGUGAAAGUUUUGACUUUAACUGGAUUAAUCCACGCCCAUCCCAUCCCGGAUUAUCGGAUAAUCAAAAGUCAUCCACUCCAUGUCACAUUGAGGCAAGCACGGGUUCAUCGAUCCCAUGCCGUAUGGAACUUUCUAAUGAAUUUUCUGAGAAUGUCAAUUAUGAGCCAAUGAAUGGGGACUUUAGAAAAGACGAUAAAGCGGACAUUACCCAAAACGUGUCGGGAGAGGAUUUUGCUUUAAUAGGUAGUGCUGAUGAAUCCAAAGAGUUUGAUAUCUGCAAAAAGACUGAAGCUGAACUUAGAAUUACCUGUUACCCAACAAGUCAGGGAGUUAAACGAAAAGCUGAACAUUCCGAGCCAGAAGAAACGUUCAUUCCGCUGAAACGGGUUUCACCGUUUUUAAAUACCCCAAAGGAACGAAAGGACGAACGAAAGAAAAUUCUCAAAAUAUCCAUUAAGAAAUUAAAACAGUUAAGUGACCCUGAAUUCUUUCUUAGAAGAACUGUACUAGUCAAUAACACCACAAAGCGUCUGCAAUUAGAAUUAAGGGAAGAAAAACGUAGAAAUAAGCGAAGAAAAUAUAGAAAUGGUUUUGGCGUUCCAAACAGUAACUGUUUGUCAGACAUGUAUUUGUUUGAGGACCCAUUCCUAAGUGAGAAAAUUACCGACGAUAUGACUGAUACACUUAUCAAAAACGUGCUCUGUGAUAAAACAAACGACAUUUCCGAGGACUCUAAUGUAUCGGAGGACUCUAACAAAGUUUCCAAUGCAAUGGAACAUCAGUCCUCCGGGCAACAGUGUGUUGACUCGAGGACUUUCCAGCCAUUAAGUGCCAUUGAUGAAAACACGUUCCACAGUACAAGUGAAGGGACUAAAGUUUUAACGGAACUAGACAAAGAGUAAAAGUAGGAUAGGAACCAACUGGAUAAAUUAUAUGAUAAGAAAACAACUCAGGAAAUUUGUUGUGGCAGUUAUAGAGAGUUAGUGCUGAUAGGUAGACAUACUGUUAACAUCAGAGUUGAAUAUGUAGCUAAUACCUGUCGGGAAUGAAUAGCAAAGUGGUCGCUCGCUGAUCUAUGAAUUGGAGCUAAAAUGGUAAUGGUCAUAGCAAAUUAUCGUCAAGAAAAAAUGCAAAUGUUGCAGAAAAAAAUGUUUUUGCUUUUUUACAGCAGUUGUACAUGCCGAAAUGGAAUUCAAUAGAAAUUUGCAACACUUGAAAGGACAUACUCAAAUCGAACUUGAUUGAGAUUCAAAUUUUAGAAAAUUAAAAAAAAGGUCUGAACGGCUCCUGAAACGAUGUUAUCAGAUGAUAUUUUCAGCGUUCUUCGUUCAGUUUUUAGACUCUUUGAUGAUAAUGAUUUUUGAGAAGUUUUGACAGGAUUGUUUUGUUGUAGUUAAUUAAAUUAAUGACAUUUGAAAGGCUGGGCAAGAAAAUGCUUAAUGGAAUAUUAAUAUGUUAAAUAUUAUAAAAGCUCUAAUGGAGAAAAUGCGUGUCAAUAGUCAUUAUUUUCUAGUCAAGAUGGUUUUACUAAGCUAGGUGGUUUUGAAUUCAUUUCAGUGAUAAGCGAGGUAACUCCUGCUUUACUAAAUUUGUCCAAAUCGAUGGUACCUUUAUAUGCAUUUGAUGUAUUACGAAAGGACCGAAAAGUUGUUAUUUUGCCAUUAUUAUAUGCAUCAAUUGUGAACUUUGUAUGUUAGUAGGUAUAUUUAAAUAUGACCACAUAUUGUUAAAAUUUAUUUAAUAUAAGUUUAUUACAUGAACUGUUGUCAUGUUUAUGAACAUAUUUAUUAUUUAUUUAUAGCAAAUGACAUUUUUGACAGCUUUGUUACGAGAUUAAAUAUAAAAUGAAUAUUGAUGAACAUUUUUAUGUGCGUGAAUGGCUUGGUUUUCUGUCAACUUUUUAAAGCGGCAUGAUUCAAGUUGAGUCAAAUAAAACUUCAAAAAUUAAAAAAAUACAAGUAUAUUUAUUAUUAAAAAAAUGCAUAAGUAUUCAAAAUGCAGAUGGAAUUUUGAAUGUUUUUUUUUCGAAAUAUCAUUUAAACAGAUUUUACUGUACAAAUUCUAUGCCGUUACUAACGGAGAAAUAGAAAUUUCUACAUUUCUUGAAAAAUGACACGUAUCUUUGGUAGUCUAUGUUAAAUGAAUUGAUUUUAUACACUUGAUAAACCUUUUUUUACUCAUUUGUACAAUUUUUUUUCCAUAAAAAAUGACAAAAGUCUUUAGGCGUGCCGCUUUAAAAUGUAGUAUGCAAAUGAGAUUAUUUGAGUUGUCUAUUUAUAGUUUCAAAUGCUGUCUAUUUAUAGUAACAAUUGCUUGAAUUGUGUUAUUUAUUUAAUUUAUUUUGAUGCAGAAUUUUUUAAUUUCUAAUAUUACACACAUACUAUAUUUAAUUAUUUAAUAACAGGGGGAAGUUAUUGGGGUUAUGUAUGUAUUUAUGCAUGGUUGAAUAUUUUUAUUGCUAAAUAAAAUUUUGUGGUGGCUUUUUUUCUUGUUAAAAAUAAAACAACAAAACUUUAUUGUAUGAAGUAUGAAAGAAAUUGUAUAUAUGUUAACGAAUGGAAGUCGAUAUCAAAUAUCAAAAAAAUGUUAAAAAAAUGUGAUAGCUUACAAAGCAAUUUUUCAGAAAAUAAAAGAAAUGACGUCAAA
This is a messenger RNA of Ruditapes philippinarum (Manila clam), 3027 nucleotides long. RefSeq lists its product as uncharacterized. The record is from RefSeq and is a predicted model, not a curated record. Lineage: Eukaryota; Metazoa; Mollusca; Bivalvia; Venerida; Veneridae. The transcript is spliced from 2 exons. The coding region runs from base 303 to 1283 and encodes 326 amino acids.